Tachyglossus aculeatus (Australian echidna) is the source of this 5570-nucleotide messenger RNA. RefSeq names its product adhesion G protein-coupled receptor L1 (gene ADGRL1). The transcript is spliced from 20 exons. The record is from RefSeq and is a predicted model, not a curated record. Gene Ontology annotation, biological process: cell surface receptor signaling pathway; heterophilic cell-cell adhesion; adenylate cyclase-activating G protein-coupled receptor signaling pathway. The coding region runs from base 1313 to 5332 and encodes 1339 amino acids. NCBI's taxonomy places the organism in Eukaryota, Metazoa, Chordata, Mammalia, Monotremata, Tachyglossidae. Gene Ontology annotation, molecular function: latrotoxin receptor activity; carbohydrate binding; G protein-coupled receptor activity. Gene Ontology annotation, cellular component: axon; postsynaptic density; presynaptic membrane.
CAGGGGUCUGCCCAGGAGCUGAACCUGGGUAGAGGGAAGAAAGCAGAGGAUGGGUGAACGGCUGAAUUGGGCACCGUCAGCAAAAAAGAGCGAUGGAAGAGUCUGACCCUAGAGCCAUAGUAGACACCCCUCUGCUCUCCCAGGCCAGGCUGGAUUCGAGGGAAGAGGCCUGGUGUCCUCAGAGGGAUCUUCAGCUCAGGGAGGGGAAUGGGGCCUGUAGGUGGAGCUCAGGAAACAGGGAGUAGACAUCCUGGGUAACUUCCCCAGCUCUAUGUCUAUGUCUCCAUCUCCCCGUCUCGCUGCAAUGAGGGAUCUUCUGGCCGCAAGUUCUUUGAGACCUCUCUCGCUCCCCACCCCACUCCCCAGCUAACAGUUUUCCAGAAACCGUCAGGGGGAUCCAGGGGGCAGGGUUCCCCCCUUCCCUCCCCUCAGGGGGCCUCCCUAGGUGCUCCAAGUGCGUGUGUGUGUGUCUGACCCAAGAACUCAAUAGAGGAGCCUGGAAGCCUCCAGCUUGGGAGUGGGGCCAGGGCUCAAGCUGCUUGAGGGAACUGGCCGGGCCCUCAUCCAGGUUGCCUCCUCUGAUCUGAGGCUAGGCUGAGACUGGGGCUCUCCCUCUGGGACAGCUGCUGCUUCUAUAACAGACUGGGCGAGAGCAGAGAAUUCAUUGCAGACUCCCCAGGGCCCCUCCCACCUCCUCUCUCCUCUCCCUGGUGUCAGGCAGGGCAAGAAUCUGGGGAGGGUGGAGGCCACUCAAAGCCACUCAGUCCCCUGGUGGCUAGACUCCCCACUCCCAAGGGUCAAGACUAAAGCAGCCACCAACACUGUAAGCGGGGUGGGAAGACUAGAUCCCACCAGUAAGUUGGGGGCAGACCGUCUAAGAUGCUACCUUUCUACUGGGAGGAGUCUUGACCCUACCGCUGCACAAGGGGACCCUGGAUCCUGCCAUUGUAGAUGAAGAAGCUAGUACUGCCAUUCAUUUGGGGAGAUGCGGAUUAGACAUCGCUAUUGUUUGAGGGGGAUUUAGACACCUCCAUUGAAUGGCCGGGGUGGGGGAAGACUAGACCCCUGUCAUUGUAUGAGGGGGAAGCUAGAAGAGCCUUUCAGGAAAUCAGACACUUCCCUUGGGGGAAAGGAGACAGAUGAUGCCAUCUUUCUGGGGGAGAGGGAAAUGGGGAGGACAGGGCAGAACUUGUUCCAGCCAGGCACAGAGAUGCAGUUGAGGUUUUCCUCUUUUCAGGGAAUGGGGGGGGUGGGGACGGGGCCCCCCACCUUCCUGACACCAGCGCUGCCUUGAUUCCUCUUCCCGCCGGGGAUGGUCGCAGUCUUUGUGUGCCCUGGGACCCUGCAGAAGGUACUGGAGGCCACGUCCACCCAUGAGUCAGAACACCAGUCUGGGGCCUGGUGCAAGGACCCUCUGCAGGCUGGUGACCGCAUCUAUGUCAUGCCCUGGAUCCCGUACCGCACGGACACGCUGACCGAGUACGCCUCCUGGGAGGACUACGUGGCUGCCCGCCACACCACCACCUAUCGGCUGCCCAACCGGGUGGAUGGCACAGGUUUCGUGGUGUACGACGGCGCCGUCUUCUACAACAAGGAGAGGACGCGCAACAUUGUCAAAUACGACCUGCGGACCCGCAUCAAGAGUGGAGAGACGGUCAUCAAUACCGCCAAUUACCACGACACCUCACCCUACCGCUGGGGGGGCAAGACGGACAUCGACCUGGCAGUGGACGAGAAUGGGCUGUGGGUGAUCUAUGCCACAGAGGGCAACAACGGGCGGCUGGUGGUGAGCCAGCUUAACCCCUACACUCUGCGCUUUGAGGGCACCUGGGAGACGGGCUAUGACAAGCGUUCGGCCUCCAAUGCCUUCAUGGUGUGUGGCGUGCUCUAUGUUCUACGCUCUGUCUACGUGGACGAUGACAGUGAGGCGGCCGGCAACAGGGUGGACUAUGCCUUCAACACCAACGCUAACAGGGAGGAGCCCGUGGGCCUGGCCUUCCCCAACCCCUACCAGUUCGUGUCUUCCGUCGACUACAACCCCCGUGACAACCAGUUGUACGUCUGGAACAACUACUUCGUGGUGCGCUACGGGCUGGAGUUCGGGCCACCUGACCCCAGUGCAGGCCCAGCAACUUCACCCCCGCUCAGCACCACCACCACAGCUCGCCCGACCCCGCUUACCAGCACAGCCUCGCCCGCUGCUACCACCCCACUGCGCCGGGCGCCCCUCACCACCCACCCUGUGGGCGCCAUCAACCAGCUGGGGCCCGACCUGCCGCCUGCCACAGCUCCAGCCCCCAGUACCCGCCGGCCCCCGGCUCCCAACCUCCACGCCUCCCCAGAGCUUUUUUGUGAGCCCAAAGAGGUCCGGCGCGUGCUGUGGCCAGCCACGCAGCAGGGUAUUCUGGUGGAGAGGCCCUGUCCCAAGGGGACAAGAGGAAUCGCCUCCUUCCAGUGUCUGCCGGCUCUGGGCCUCUGGAACCCUCGGGGCCCCGAUCUCAGCAACUGCACCUCCCCCUGGGUCAACCAGGUGGCCCAAAAGAUCAAGAGUGGGGAGAAUGCAGCCAACAUAGCCAGCGAGCUGGCCCGCCACACGCGAGGCCCAAUCUAUGCAGGUGACGUUUCUUCCUCUGUCAAACUGAUGGAACAGCUGCUGGACAUCCUGGAUGCCCAGCUCCAGGCUCUGCGGCCCAUCGAACGCGAGUCAGCUGGCAAGAAUUACAACAAGAUGCACAAGCGGGAGAAGACCUGCAAGGACUACAUCAAGGCGGUGGUGGAGACGGUGGACAACCUGCUGCGGCCCGAGGCGUUGGAGUCCUGGAAAGAUAUGAACACCACAGAGCAGGUGCACACAGCCACCAUGCUGCUGGACAUUCUCGAGGAAGGGGCCUUCCUGCUGGCAGACAACGUCAAGGAGCCCGCCCGCUUCUUGGCCGCCAAGCAGAAUGUGGUGCUGGAGGUGACGGUGCUGAACACAGAGGGCCAGGUGCAAGAGCUGGUGUUCCCCCAGGAGUACCCCAGCGAGAACUCCAUCCAGCUCUCCGCCAACACCAUCAAGCAAAACAGCCGCAACGGAGUGGUGAAGGUGGUCUUCGUUCUCUACAACAAUCUGGGCCUUUUCCUUUCCACGGAGAAUGCCACCGUGAAACUGGGGGGUGAGGCAGGAGCAGGGGCAAGCGGCACCUCCCUGGUGGUAAACUCGCAAGUCAUCGCAGCGUCAAUCAACAAGGAGUCCAGCCGUGUCUUCCUCAUGGACCCGGUCAUCUUCACCGUCGCCCAUCUCGAGGCCAAGAACCACUUCAAUGCCAACUGCUCCUUCUGGAAUUACUCAGAGCGCUCCAUGCUCGGCUACUGGUCGACCCAAGGCUGCCGGCUGGUCGACUCCAACAAGACCCACACCACCUGCGCCUGCAGCCACCUCACCAAUUUCGCUGUGCUCAUGGCACACCGCGAGAUUUACCAGGGCCGGAUCAAUGAGCUGCUGCUGUCGGUCAUCACCUGGGUCGGCAUCGUGAUCUCGCUGGUCUGCUUGGCCAUCUGCAUUUCCACCUUCUGCUUUUUGCGGGGGCUGCAAACUGACCGUAACACCAUCCACAAGAACCUCUGCAUCAACCUCUUCCUGGCCGAGCUGCUCUUCCUCGUUGGCAUUGACAAGACCCAGUAUGAGAUUGCCUGCCCCAUCUUUGCCGGCUUGCUGCAUUAUUUCUUCCUGGCGGCCUUCUCGUGGCUCUGUCUGGAGGGCGUGCACCUCUACUUACUGCUGGUGGAGGUGUUUGAGAGCGAAUACUCCCGCACCAAGUACUACUACUUGGGUGGUUACUGCUUCCCUGCCCUGGUCGUGGGCAUCGCUGCCGCCAUCGACUACCGCAGCUACGGCACCGAAAAGGCCUGCUGGCUCCGCGUGGAUAACUACUUCAUUUGGAGCUUCAUCGGGCCCGUCUCCUUUGUCAUUGUGGUAAAUCUGGUGUUCCUUAUGGUGACGCUGCACAAGAUGAUCCGCAGCUCGUCCGUGCUCAAGCCCGACUCCAGCCGCCUGGACAACAUCAAGUCCUGGGCCCUGGGUGCCAUUGCACUGCUGUUCCUGCUGGGACUCACGUGGGCCUUUGGCCUUCUCUUCAUCAACAAGGAAUCAGUGGUCAUGGCCUAUCUCUUCACCACCUUCAAUGCUUUCCAGGGGGUCUUCAUCUUUGUCUUUCACUGCGCCUUGCAAAAGAAGGUGCACAAGGAGUAUAGCAAGUGCCUGCGCCACUCCUACUGCUGCAUCCGCUCCCCACCUGGAGGCACUCAUGGCUCCCUCAAGACUUCGGCCAUGCGCAGCAACAACCGCUACUACACAGGCACCCAGAGUCGGAUCCGGAGGAUGUGGAAUGAUACAGUGAGGAAGCAAACUGAGUCAUCCUUCAUGGCUGGGGAUAUCAACAGUACUCCCACCCUGAACCGAGGCACCAUGGGGAACCACCUGCUGACCAAUCCUGUGCUACAACCCCGUGGGGGCACCAGUCCUUACAACACCCUUAUUGCCGAGUCCGUGGGUUUCAACCCCUCUUCACCCCCUGUCUUCAACUCUCCAGGGAGCUACCGUGAGCCCAAGCACCCACUUGGCGGCCGAGACGCCUGUGGCAUGGAUACCCUCCCACUCAAUGGCAACUUCAACAACAGCUACUCGCUUCGCAGCGGUGACUUCCCCCCGGGGGACGGAGGCCCCGAGCCGCCCCGGGGCCGGAAUCUGGCCGACGCAGCGGCCUUUGAGAAGAUGAUCAUCUCGGAAUUGGUGCACAACAACCUGCGGGGGAGCGGUGGGGCCGCCAAGGGCCCUCCCCAGCCUGAGCCCCCUGCGCCUCCGGUCGCAGGAAGUGGCAGCGGAGAGGAGGAAGCCGGGGGCCCGGGUGGGGCCGACCGGGCCGAGAUCGAACUGCUGUACAAGGCCCUAGAGGAGCCCCUGCUGCUGCCCCGGGCCCAGUCGGUGUUGUACCAGAGCGACCUGGACGAGUCAGAGAGCUGUGCUGCUGAGGACGGGGUGGCCAGCAGGCCCCUCUCCUCACCCCCCGGCCGGGACUCACUCUAUGCCAGCGGGGGCAACCUGCGGGACUCGCCCUCCUAUCCGGACAGCAGCCCCGAGGGGCCCAGUGAGGCCCUGCCCCCUCCUCCCCCUGCCCCGCCGGGCCCUCCUGAAAUCUACUACACCUCUCGCCCGGCCCUGGUGGCCCGGAACCCCUUGCAGGGCUAUUACCAGGUACGGCGGCCUAGCCAUGAGGGCUAUCUGGCCACCCCUGGGCUGGAGGGGCCGGGGCCUGAUGGGGAUGGGCAGAUGCAGCUGGUCACCAGCCUCUGAAGGGCCCCACGGACCCAGGGGGGCUGGGCAGCCUAGCCCCAGGGGAGGGGGCCCCCGGGCAGGGAAGGACUUUGAGGGACAGAGGGCAGACUGAAGGGGAGAGUGGGAGGCUGGCCGCCCUCUCCAGAUGCACCCCUUGCCCACAAGCCCUGUCGUUCCCCUUUCAGGGGAACCCGAGAGGUGGGCUGGGCAGCAGGGGACAAGGGGAUUCCCAUUGGCCAUACACACCAGCUCUAUU